Arabidopsis arenosa is the source of this 1298-nucleotide messenger RNA. The record is from the annotation of a GenBank genome assembly. NCBI's taxonomy places the organism in Eukaryota, Viridiplantae, Streptophyta, Magnoliopsida, Brassicales, Brassicaceae.
UCAGAACAAAACAAAACAAAAAUGAUUAAUCAAUUAACGAAGAACGAGUUAAUCGGAUUAUUUACAUCCAUUGCCCUUCUCAUAUACGUUACAUGUCUCUUCCACACCAAACGAUGUCGUACGAGACUACCUCCGGGACCAAAUCCCUGGCCAGUGAUCGGCAACAUGUUCCAGCUCGCCGGGUCACCGCCACACGACUCAUUAACUAAACUUUCACGGCGUCACGGGCCAAUCAUGUCUUUGCGGAUCGGGUCAAUGCUGACGGUUGUGAUCUCUUCGAGUGAAGUGGCUCGGGAGAUUUUCAAGAAGCACGACGCAGCUUUGGCCGGCCGGAAAAUCUACGAGGCAAUGAAAGGAGGGAAGAGUAGUGUCGGCUCGCUCAUCACGGCUCAAUACGGUGCGUAUUGGCGGAUGCUGCGGCGGCUCUGCACCACUCAGUUCUUUGUCACGCGCCGUCUUGAUGCUAUGAGUGAUGUACGCUCUAGGUGUGUUGAUCAGAUGCUUCGGUUCGUCGAGGAAGGUGGCCAAAACGGUACAAAAACAAUCGACGUGGGGAGAUAUUUCUUCUUGAUGGCGUUUAAUCUCAUAGGAAACCUCAUGUUCUCGAGAGAUUUGCUCGAUCCCGAUUCAAAAAGAGGCUCCGAGUUCUUUUACCACACUGGAAAAGUGAUGGAGUUCGCCGGAAAGCCCAACGUUGCCGAUUUCUUCCCUUUACUAAGGUUUCUUGACCCUCAAGGAAUCAGAAGAAAAACGCAAUUCCACGUGGAAAAAGCGUUUGAGAUCGCCGGAGAGUUCAUCAGAGAACGAACGGAAGUUAGGGAGAAAGAAAAGAGCGACGAGAAGACGAAAGAUUACUUAGAUGUUCUUUUGGAGUUUCGUGGUGGGGAUGGAGUCGACGAAGAACCUUCUAGCUUCUCAUCAAGAGAUAUCAACGUUAUUGUUUUUGAUUACGAGUUCUUGCCGUUCGGAUCAGGUCGACGGAUGUGUCCAGCUUUGCCUUUGGCAUCACGGGUCUUACCGUUAGCCAUUGGGUCAAUGGUGAGAUCGUUUGAUUGGGCUUUAGCAAAUGGGCUUAAUGCAGAAGAAAUGGAUAUGGGAGAAAGGAUCGGUAUUACAUUGAAAAAGGCUGUUCCUUUGGAAGCCAUUCCCAUUCCUUAUCGAGGGACCUAGAUUUGUUUUCUCUAUUUGUUUUCUUUACAUGCAUGUGUACAGUGUACUUGGACACUUAAAUCACCAAAGCAAUCCAAUAUGUAUGUAUAAUGUUAAUGUAUACCAAAAAAGAAAAUCUCAAAUGUGAC